GGUUAAAUUCUUGACGAUAGUAAGGUUCCAGCUCAGUCGCAGUUGAGAUGGACUCGUCUAUGUACCUGUAUGAUGUUCCCCCAGUUUUGAUGGAGAAGUUUUGUAAGAUAAUCGACAGCGGUGAUGACAGCCUCGGAUGGCGCGGGCUCGCGGCGCGUAUCGUGCCAAGUUGGACGGAGGUGCGACGCACGGAGAGGCUGGAGGCAAUAGGCAAGAGCCCCACGCGAGAACUCAUCUGGUCGUGGGCGCAACAGAACAAAACUGUUGGGGACCUUGUGAAGGUGUUGGAGGAUAUGGGUCACUACAGAGCUCUACAGUUCUUUAUUCCUCAAGAAACACAGCAUUCCUUCCCCAACAGUGGACCAUCAAAGAGCAGCAGGGAUAAUCCCUCCCCUCCUCAGUUACCCGCGCCACCCCCACCUGCCAGCGAGUCGACCCAACCUGGUUGGAACCAGUCUAAUUAUCAUGUGUCAAGUGAAGGUAGAAACCACAGGCUUGUGAUCACCUACUCAGACGUCAUAGAGGGAACUAGACAUUUUCACCAGGACAUGAAGAUCUCUGAGGGCAGCUUCUCUGCUGUCUACAGAGCGGUAAAGGGAAAUGAAACCUUCGCUGUCAAGCUCUUCAAGCAGGUGCAGAAAGCCUCAUGGAGGAAGUUGUGGGAUCUAUUCAGGAGAGAGAUGGAAGUUCAUCAUCUCUACCAGCAUCCUAACAUCUUAGAGCUGUUGGGUUGUUACUCUGAUGGGGAUCGUUACUGGCUGGUAUACCCUUACCUUCCCAAUGGAUCUCUGUUCCACAGACUGCAUGACCAGAACGUAGUGCCUCCUCUCUCAUGGCAGGAGCGUCUGGACAUCAUCAAGGGGACGGCUAAGGCUGUACAUCACCUACACAUGGCUCAGCCCUGCACUGUGGUCUGUGGGAACAUCACAAGUUCUAACAUCCUGCUGGACGAGCGGCUGCACCCCAAGCUGUCUGAUUUUGGGACGGCCCGUCUCAGACCCCACUCCGUCAGUCAGAGCUGCACCGUUACCUUGGAUACGACCUUCGGAACCCUGGGCUACCUGCCGGAGGAAUACAUACGAGACGGAAAGCUGUCCGUCAGUCUGGACGUGUUCAGCUUGGGAGUGGUUAUAAUGGAAAUGAUAACGGGACGGAAAGCUAGAGAGGAGACUCCUAAACACACCCUGCUGAGAAACGUCCUACGUGGAGAGUUGGAGGACACUGGCAGUGUAGACUCCUGUCUUCAGUAUCUGGACCCGAGAGCUGGUCUUUGUCCCCACUCUAUGUCCUUUACCUUGUUGCGUCUAGCCCUGGACUGCACCUCUACACGACCACGCAACAGACCCACCAUGGAGAAUGUGUUACAGGUAUUGAGCCAGCUGCUUCCCCUGCCGUGCCCACCUGAAGACCAGCCCCACACGCUGACCGACGAGGCCCCAGCUCCCCCUGCCUCUCCUGCCCAGACGGGACAGGGCCCCAGCUCCAACCCCAGCCCCAGUGUGCCUGUGGAGGAUGAUGAGCUGCACAGUUACCCCGUUGAGAACCCACAGCCAGCUCCAGCUCAGGGAGGGCCCUGUGAGUGUAGCCAGUCAGAGGUCACUUAUCUGGGCAGUGGGGAGCGGAGCAGCCACCUGUCACAGGAGGGGGCUGGGGAAAGAGCAGGGCUAGGGGCUGAUGAGGCUGACCAGAGCCUACAGACCAAUGGAGAGCCAGUGGAUCUUUACGGUAGCUGGCCAGUCCAAUGUAGCUGUUCAGCUGAGGUGAAUGGACUGGGCUGUGAGGACUGUAGAGCCAAUGGGUUUACUCCCUGCCCCUCAGACCUCCCUCAAGGUGACCUCAGCUUCUCUUCCCUCAGUAUAGUGGACAACCCUGCCAAGCAGAGAAUGAUGAAUAAGAUUGAUCUGUACAACAGAGGCCUCCUCAGAACAGAGGAACUCCUCUCUGUCUCCAUGACCACCCAGGAGUGACAAAGCUACAGAGGAACUCCUCUCUGUCUCCAUGACCACCCAGGAGUGACAAAGCUACAGAGGAACAACUCUCUGUCUCCAUGACCACCCAGGAGUGACAAAGCUACAGAGGAACUCCUCUCUGUCUCCAUGACCACCCAGGAGUGACAAAGCUACAGAGGAACAACUCUCUGUCUCCAUGACCACCCAGGAGUGACAAAGCUACAGAGGAACAACUCUCUGUCUCCAUGACCACCCAGGACUGACAAAGCUACAGAGGAACAACUCUCUGUCUCCAUGACCACCCAGGACUGACAAAGCUACAGAGGAACAACUCUCUGUCUCCAUGACCACCCAGGAGUGACAAAGCUACAGAGGAACAACUCUCUGUCUCCAUGACCACCCAGGACUGACAAAGCUACAGAGGAACAACUCUCUGUCUCCAUGACCACCCAGGAGUGACAAAGCUACAGAGGAACAACUCUCUGUCUCCAUGACCACCCAGGACUGACAAAGCUACAGAGGAACAACUCUCUGUCUCCAUGACCACCCAUGAGUGACAAAGCUGAUCUAGGAUCUGCUUGCCCUCCCCGAAUCCUAAUCUUAACCAUUAGAGGUUAAAAACACAAAACAGACCCCAGACCAGCAUCUAGGGCAACUUCACUACUCUAAAUGACACAUGCAUACAGUACAUAGCCUGCUGAGAGAGAGGGUUAACUUAUCCAUAUAUCUGACUUAGUCAUUGCUGGGCCUGGUUAAAUGACCUGGUCCUGGUUAAAUUACCUGGCUCUGGUUAAAUGAUCUGGUCCUGGUUAAAUGACCUGGUCCUGGUUAAAUGACCUGGUCCUGGUUAAAUGACCUGGUCCUGGUUAAAUGACCUGGCCCUGGUUAAAUGACCUGGUCCUGGUUAAAUGACCUGGUCCUGGUUAAAUGAUCUGGCUCUGGUUAAAUGACCUGGUCCUGGUUAAAUGACCUGGUCCUGGUUAAAUGACCUGGCUCUGGUUAAAUGACCUGGUCCUGGUUAAAUGACCUGGCCCUGGUUAAAUGAUCUGGCCCUGGUCCUGGUUAAAUGACCUGGUCCUGGUUAAAUGACCUGGCCCUGGUUAAAUGAUCUGGCACUGGUUAAAUGACCUGGCCCUGGUUAAAUGACCUGGUCCUGGUUAAAUGACCUGGCCCUGGUUAAAUGACCUGGUCCUGGCUCUGGUUAAAUAACCUGGCUCUGGUUAAAUGACCUGGCCCUGGUUAAAUGACCUGGUCCUGGCUCUGGUUAAAUAACCUGGCUCUGGUUAAAUGACCUGGCCCUGGUUAAAUGAUCUGGUCCUGGAUAAAUGACCUGGUCCUGGUUAAAUGACCUGGCUCUGGUUAAAUGACCUGGUCCUGGUUAAAUGGCCUGGCUCUGGUUAAAUGACCUGGCCCUGGUUAAAUGACCUGGCCCUGGUUAAAUGACCUGGCCCUGGUUAAAUGACCUGGCCCUGGUUAAAUGACCUGGUCCUGGCUCUGGUUAAAUAACCUGGCUCUGGUUAAAUGACCUGGCCCUGGUUAAAUGAUCUGGUCCUGGUUAAAUGACCUGGUCCUGGUUAAAUGACCAGGCUCUGGUUAAAUGAUCUGGCCCUGGUUAAAUGACCUGGCCCUGGCCACUCAGCCACAGGAUACUGUAGAUGGUUUCAAAUCUCCCUUUCUCUAAAUGACUGUAUGGAUCUGGGCUGGUUUCCCAAAAAGCAUCGUAGCACUAUGAUCACCUUUCGUCCAUUUAGUUUCAAUGGAAUUAAAGUCAGUGCUACGAUGCUUUUAGGAAAUCCAGCCCUGGUAUGUGACGAGACGUGAUGUUCAUAUGGUUCACAUGUCCUUCGUUGUCAGUAAAUUAUGCUAAAAAAUAUAUUCUUGUAGAAAGGUAUUUAUUAUCUGCUGACAGAUUCCAUUUUAUAUUUCUUAUUUAUAAAAUUAGGAUAUGAUUUAUACAGUAGUCUUUAUAAAACAUUUUAUAAAGAUCAUUUAAAAUGAUGGGGCGGCAGCGUAGCCUAGUGGUUAGAGCAUUGGACUAGUAACCGGAAGGUUGCGAGUUCAAACCCCCGAGCUGACAAGGUACAAAUCUGUCGUUCUGCCCCUAAACAGGCAGUUAACCCACUGUUCCUAGGCCGUCAUUGAAAAUAAGAAUGUGUUCUUAACUGACUUGCCUGGUUAAAUAAAGGUAAAAAAAAAAAAAGGGGUUCAUGCAAAAAUGUUAGCGUGUAGAAACAGUGGGAAACUAAACCAAAGCAUGAAGUGCUGCCAUACCUUGUCCAUAGGCCGCUGACAGGGUAAGGAAACCAAUGUGUCAUUUUGUCAUUUGGGUCAACUAUCCCUUUACUUAUGUUUUGUAAGAUGACUUUACAUUUUUUCAUGCCUUUUAUUAAUUAAUAAAAUAAGAUUGACAAUG
Messenger RNA from Oncorhynchus kisutch (coho salmon), 4362 nucleotides. Its product is annotated as interleukin-1 receptor-associated kinase 3-like. Bases 48 to 1967 code for a protein of 639 amino acids. Gene Ontology annotation, molecular function: protein kinase activity; ATP binding; protein binding. Lineage: Eukaryota; Metazoa; Chordata; Actinopteri; Salmoniformes; Salmonidae. The transcript is spliced from 13 exons. Gene Ontology annotation, cellular component: plasma membrane. Gene Ontology annotation, biological process: signal transduction; protein phosphorylation. The record is from RefSeq and is a predicted model, not a curated record.